Messenger RNA from Labeo rohita (rohu), 3371 nucleotides. It is a transcript of the gene minar1l, whose product is annotated as major intrinsically disordered Notch2-binding receptor 1. The transcript is spliced from 6 exons. Gene Ontology annotation, biological process: negative regulation of TOR signaling; negative regulation of cell population proliferation. Gene Ontology annotation, cellular component: plasma membrane. The record is from RefSeq and is a predicted model, not a curated record. Bases 631 to 2943 code for a protein of 770 amino acids. Lineage: Eukaryota; Metazoa; Chordata; Actinopteri; Cypriniformes; Cyprinidae.
GAUGAGUCUUAAUAGUACAGACUAUCUGACGUCUGAAGUGAACGAGCUCCAUUACACUUUUAAAAGUGUGCAGAGCAGAUGCUGGGCUGCUUGAGUUCAGGAGAGUCUGUGUGCAUCAAGACAGAUCGUCAGAUGGUACAGAACAGUCACCAACGUCAUGCGUGACUUUCACCACAGCAGCUCCGUGUGCAAACACACCAACUAGAGGAUGCAACACUCCUGUCACAUGUGAAGCAGAAACUCUCCACGCUGUUUCUCAUGUGCGGGGCAUUUUGAUCAGCUCCUGAGGAAUGAGAACCGGGAUUCAUGGCAUCCCUGGAGACUCCAAACGACCUGCUUUUCUGCACUAACCAUGAGAUUGACCGCUGUCUGACCACUGACCGCCGCUUUACCUACAAGAGCCUCUCAGGUGGGACCCUGAUCAGCAGAGACGGACGAUUUCACACCAUCACUAAUGGUUUCAGCUCUUUUCAAAUGCUCCGAUCAGUGGCUAUAUUAAGGCUUUGAAUAAGGUCAGCAAUGAAUAGCUUUGCUCUCAGCCGCUAGAGAGCUGCAUGUGCUGAAGAGGGAAAAGGAAAGGACAGUGAGCUUAAUUUUCUGUAGUGUGCAUUGAGAUCAAAUCUAGUUCAAAUGGCUGAAAAUCCUGAAGACCCACUUGUAUUGUUGGAGAUCCUAGAAGUGUUAGGUGCAUGCCGUGGGAGCGUGUCGUACGCAGAUAUUUGCGUCUAUCUAAGUGGACGCUUCAGCCUGCAGCCUCUUCUAGAGUUACGGAGUCUCUUAUAUUCCACCGCCUGUAGAGACCCCUGCUUCCCUGCUACCCUCUUCCGAGAGCGGCUUCACCCGCCCUGCAGCAACCGGCUCUCGGCGGCCGCCGAUGUCGUCUCCCUGUUCAACCUCCUCAUGCACACCCGCAUGGCUCCUACAUACACGCAACAUAACUUUCAGUCUCUGACGCCCUGUCAGGUCUGUGGGAAGGGAUUUGUGCGUUACGACUGGCCUGCCGCCUUACCCGUCACAGGAGGAGGGACCGCCUCUGAGGACUGUAAAUAUGAGAACCUCCCUUGUGAAGCGUUCAGUCAUAACACUGAGGCUUCACACACUCAGACCACCUCCGCGUUGGUCGCUCAGCCUCACUCACACAUGCUCAACCAGGACAGCAUGCAGAACGCACAUUCUGGGGACGCAGUCAAUCAGGAGGCUGGCAAGACGUCAGCAACCAAUCAGGGAACCCGUGUCGCUCGUUCUUGCUCGCAGAAGAGGAGUGCCUUUAAAGAAGGGCUCCGCAAAAUUCCACUCAUUUCCGUAGAAGGCGAUGGCCAAUCGGAUAUAAGCCCAGAUGGACCGAGGUCGGAUGGUGAGGAUCUGCUUUAUGCUCCUCAGAAGAACCCCUAUCCAGAUCCUGCAACUUACGACCACAACAACCCAGCAUCACAUGUGCAUGACCAUUCGUACACUUAUGCAAACGUACCAGAACCGGAAGCACACAUGCCCGACACGCAGUCGUACGAUGAUGCCGCGAACCCCUACGACCCUCAGACGCAGUGGCGUCAGGCGAAGCACGAAAGUUUGGAUGAGCUCCAGGCGUCCACCUACUUCGGCCCUUCAGUCUCCAACCAAAAGCAAACCCCUGUUCUUCAAAUCAAAAGCCACAGCUUGGACAUCGACAGCAGGACGGCGGAUGAAAGACCUGAGACUGAAACGACCGGCCUGCAGAAACCCAGAUCAGAGCGGUCUGUCUUAGAGAAGUCUGGCUUAAGAAAGCCAGGAUCUGUUAAGCUCAGCAUCGACGGAUCAAGCUUCGACAUUCCCGGUUUCGAUCCUCGCAUCGUCAAUACGGUGCGGGAUACCUUCAAGCGGCUGAGCGGCAUGAGUUUGGACGCAUGGUACGAUUGGUCCCCGAGCAUUGAAGGCAUGGUUAGUGUAGGCACCCAAACGGAGCCUGCGGAUCGACGCGCUUUACGAAGCCUCAUGCUUGCCGAUAAACUCUCCAUCGACAACCCAGACAUCGGCGAGGACGACAUCAGCGCCAUCUUCCGUUUCUUAGACGACAUUAGCAUGUGUGGCUCCAUGGCAGUGCUGCCAGGGGAAGGAGGCGGAGCCCAAGAAGGGGGCGGAGCUGGGCUCCCAGAGAGGCGUGAACGCUUGGGAAAGUUACGGAGGUUGUUUCACUCCUUGGAGGCACCUGAAGAGGGCGUGAGAUGGGGCGUGGGGCGCCUGCUUCAACGGGUCACAGAACUAGAGCAACAGCUCGAGCCGAUCUCAGAGCUACGUGAGCAGCUGGCCCUCGUGCUUUCCACGCUGAACCGUCUGGAAGAGCGAGAGCAGGUUGCAUGCCCACACGUGCAUCAAGUGCACAUACAGCCACAGCUCACGCCACGGCCUAGCUUGCAGCUACAGCAUGGGUCCCCGAGGACCAAUCCAGGGACAGAGGGCGUCAACGAGGCAGCGGCGAAACGCAGGCGUCUGUUUGUACGCAGGACCUCCAGGAGCUACACGGAGAGCAGCGGGUCAGAAGCCCCCAGGGAGUGGAGCAUCAGCUUUAGCAAGGAGCCACAUGUACAGGCUGUUAAGUCAGAACAUUUAGGUGGAGUGCAUAAAAGAGACGGCUCCGUAGUGCAGGAGGUGACGAGCUUUCACCUCAUGCCACCUGAGACCCACAAUGCACCACGCCGCACAUCUGUCCAGAGUACUACCCAGCAUAUGACUGAACGCCCCAAAGUGACCUGGAGCCAGUCGGACUUAACACCUCUGGAUCUUCAGGCCCCUGAGUCUUUGGAGUUCUGGACGGACGAGAUUUACACGCCGGCCUCCGACACGCUCCUGCGGCGUUCGCAUUCGUACACCCGUUGCAGCAGGAACCAGGCGUUCCGUAUCGCCGCCCUCAGCAUCACUGCCACCAUCAUCCUCAUCCUCAUCAUCGUUAUUCCAAUCAGCACAGUGUAACGUACAUGCAGUCACAUGACACGCCUGAGGCUACAUUGAAUGGUGCAAUACGUGUUUAAUAGAUAAUACUAUCAAGAUUUUAAUGAACGCAUGAAUUCUCUAUGAACUCAGUUUGACGAGCAUGGCAGACCCAGUGUAAAACCUAUGCAAAAUAGAUGGCAUUUCCUGAAACCUUCAGUGGGCCUUUUUGGAGUUUCCCUACCUUUAGUUUUGUUUGAGGUUCUCAUUUAAACGCUUAUUCGGCAGUUUAUGGCUUCAGGACGUUCCGGUAUGCCCUCUUUGUUGACGGAUAUUGGGGAGUUCCCAUUAGUCUAAUGUAAUUCUGCUGAAACCUGAGACGGCACCCACUUGCUCGUACAGCGGCACGUUUCUCUCUCCCGCACCUCUGUUCUCUCUCUCCCUUUAAAUGCUUGCAAAAUCCAUUAUUA